AUGAAAGAGGCAUACGCCAUCAGAAAGCGGAUGUUGGAGAACCAGGUCUCUCUGGCUGUUAAGCGGCUUGAGGGAGGCCAGCCGGUCCGGUCUGCUUUGGACUACAUGAUCCAGCGCGAAAUGAACGCUGCCAAGAAGGCUGGCCGACUACCCACUUUCGACUCUUCCCAACUCCGUGACGAGCUCUACGGCUACAUUGGUGCAGGCCACGAGACGACCUCGACCUCUUUCCAAUGGGCAAUCAAGCACCUGACAGCUCACCAAAAUGUCCAGCAGAAGCUUCGGCGGGCUUUGCGACUGGCCUUCGCCGAGCCUGCCGCCCAAUCAAGACAGCCUUCGGUUUCCGAAAUCGCAAAAGUCGACGUGCCGUAUCUGGAGGCAGUCAUGGAAGAGUCUUUGCGGUUGUCUGGGCCGAUCAUGGGUGUCGUGAGACAGGCACAAGUAGAAACCACGAUCUUGGGUCAUAGAAUACCCAAAGGAACAGAAGUUUUUAUUCCGUUGUGUGGCUCAAGCAUCACCCAAGCACCUAUCGAAGUUGACGAAUCGUUGCGAAGCGAAACCUCUAGAUCUCGGCCAAAUGUUCGUGGCUCGUGGGAGGUCAAUCCGGAAUCGUUUGUACCUGAGCGAUGGCUGAAGCCGGGAACCAAUGGCGACGAAUUUGACCCUAAGGCUGGACCUUUCAUGAGCGGCGUGCGGGGAUGCUUUGGGCGACGGCUGGCGUACAUCGAGUUCAGAAUCCUUGUGGUUCUGACGGUAUGA
Messenger RNA from Colletotrichum gloeosporioides, 759 nucleotides. RefSeq names its product Cyrochrome P450 monooxygenase. Gene Ontology annotation, molecular function: heme binding; iron ion binding; monooxygenase activity. The transcript has a single exon. The record is from RefSeq and is a predicted model, not a curated record. Lineage: Eukaryota; Fungi; Ascomycota; Sordariomycetes; Glomerellales; Glomerellaceae. The coding region runs from base 1 to 759 and encodes 252 amino acids.